Closterium sp. Naga37s-1 is the source of this 1495-nucleotide messenger RNA. The record is from the annotation of a GenBank genome assembly. NCBI's taxonomy places the organism in Eukaryota, Viridiplantae, Streptophyta, Zygnematophyceae, Desmidiales, Closteriaceae.
GUCACUUUCUUAUAACCGGCUCAUUGGCACAAUUCCUGCUGCAAUCGGCAACCUUGCAAAACUGACUCAUCUUGAUCUCCACCGCAACUACCUCACAGGCCCCCUGGUGAAUCUCCCAUUCUCCGAAGUGGACUUGACCGAUAACUACCUGUCGGGUGUUGUGUCUGCACAAGGCUGCCGUCGACUCAACAUCGCCGCCAACUGCUUCUCACCAAGCAAAGCCUGCCGCCCUGCCAUGCAGCGGCCUGCAGCACAGUGCAUGGCAUUCUGUGGCAUCUCUCCAACCGCUUCUGCCUGUGGUGGUCGGGGCGUGUGCUACCCGGAUGGGCCUAGUUUGGUGCCAACGUGCCUGUGUGAUGCGGGAUCCGUGCAGCUUGGAGGAAUCACCUGUAUUUCAGGAGGCUUCCAAGGAAAUAUUUUCCCGCCAUUUACAGUGCUCACCAAGGGCACACAGCAGGAGACGGUGGGAAUGUUCAUGGCGAAGCCAGUGACUCUGUUUUUGUACCCACCUGGUGUAUCCACCUUUGGAUGUGGCUUGGAGUUGGCCUUCAGAGUCAACUUCACCUUUGCUUUCAUGCCCCAGUAUGGUACGGCUUGGUCCAGCGGCUUUGCAUUCGUCAUUGCAGCAAAGCCCAAGGCGGGAAACCCUGGUGGUGUGGGCUUAAAGGGAGUGGGGCCCAGGAGCAUGGCCGUGAUAUUUGACACGCUUCAGGAUGAUGCAGGCGAGCAGCACAUAGGGCUGAGCAUCAACGGCACAGAGGAACCCUUGGUCAAGGAGGUGUCGCCAUUCGCUUUCACCGAUGGCAAUGCUUACACGGUGUGGGUGAACUACGAGCCUGGGGAUCCUGGCACCAUUCAAGUGUUCCUGGCAAACUCAAACGUGAAGCCAGAGGAGCCGCUGUUGCAGCGGAAGGUGUCGCUGUGUUCGGUGUUACAACCUGGAGUGAAGCAACCGGCGUUUUCAUUUGGCUUUGUGGCGUCCACCACUGUGAAGCCCUUCCAGCUGCAAGGCAUACUCUUCUCCUCUUUGCAAACAGUUGCUCCUUCACCCAAGAAAGUCCAGGUCAAUGAGAAAGCCCUCGGCCUCUCACUGUCAGAGGCCACAUUUGCACCAUCUCGAGCCAGUCCCUUUUUGCGCUAUGUGAGUGCGGACUUCAAGCUGUCGGCCACCAAAGCGGACUCGUGGAGCAUUCGUGACUUCCACACGUGGGACUCUGUGCCCUUCCUCGACUGGCCUGUCAAGAACCAAAACGACUGCAAUGCGUGCUGGGCGUAUGCGGUGGUGGCGAGUGUGGAGGCGGCAUACGGCAUUGCAAAGCAGCAGAGCGCUCCCCGGCUGGCAGUGGAGGCGCUCUUUGCGCUCAUGGGGCUCUCCGACUCCGACAAGUGCUCCGCUGGCGGCUCCCCCACCCACGCCUUUGAGACGCUCACAGCUCUAGAUGCCUCCAGCGGGCUCACGGGUGCCAGCGACCCUGUAGGUAGAAGAACAGCAUGA